AUGGCGUCUUCCUCGGCCUCUGUCAUUUGCCCGAUACCUCCAUUACCAAAUAAGCGUGGGCAGGGAGCGAUCGGUGCGGAUCUCAUCAUCACCUACCAUUCCGACCUAGCCCAGUGCGAAAUCCUCCCAGCUGGCUCACGCUAUACGAAUGCAGGGAACUUCAAGGCUGGGACCUUCCUGCCCUUUAUCCAGCCUGCAUUCAUUCUCGACCUCUAUCCGCGCCUCCUCAAUGGAUGGGAGACAGAAGAAACUCAAUCUGUGCAGGUUGCGCUGGCACUGCCGCGCGAUGGCGGCUUAACUCCUAUUGUCCCUCGACUCCUUGGUGAUAGCGACGAAGGUGCCCCCUGGCCAAGCUCUCCAGCACAUGUAUCCCUUGCCGGUCCUGUCGAUUUAGACACCUUCCACAUCAAGGAGGAUGUAUGGCCAGAGCCGCUGAGCAAGACUUCGGUUUUCAUAAAGCUGGGUUCUUACUUGAUGCCAGAGAGCGACCGCCCUCCUCACAAAGGCGUACACGUAUGCCACGUCCUCCUCCUCUUCCCCGUAGAGCGACAACCAUGGAGUUCUCUACUCGGGUGGAUGCGACAAGCCGCGAACCCCUUUCCUAAAGGGUCGUGGAUUGUAUGCAGCGGUCGCAUCUUAGGGGUCCUUAACCGCGAGCUUAUUCAAGGCCCUCAACUCAUCGAUUCCACCGUCCGGAUCUUGGUAAUUCUCCCCGACGAUUGGGAAUUCGUUCGGCAGAGUGCCCUGUCUACACACAAUACAUCCAUGCCCACAUCGUCGAAUCCUGUCAAUGAGCCGCCUACGCCGCCACGACCAGCUGGCCCUGGGGGCGUUACGAGCAGAAACCCAUUCUCGUCUCCAAUCCGUGGUCAAAAGCAGUCUCCGCAAAGGAAAGCUGCUUCACUGCCAUCAAAGCAGUCAGAUCGCGAGGCGACCAAACCGCCAGCCUGCCCUGGAGAAAAACAUACACCACUGAAUCCAACCACAGCUGACGUCGAUCCAGUGCUUCCAAUUCCAAGUUCGGAUAGCGAUCGUACGGACGAUGGUUCAGACACAGAGCAGUUGUUGGACGAUCAACUCGCUCCUACGACCCCCACUCCAAUACGUAAGAGGAAGAAACAAAGUACCCCUGAGCUAAUUAGAAGCAAGAGAACUAGACCAGGAAAAAGGAGGGCAUAA
This is a messenger RNA of Ilyonectria robusta, 1179 nucleotides long. RefSeq lists its product as uncharacterized. The record is from RefSeq and is a predicted model, not a curated record. The transcript has 4 exons. NCBI's taxonomy places the organism in Eukaryota, Fungi, Ascomycota, Sordariomycetes, Hypocreales, Nectriaceae. Bases 1 to 1179 code for a protein of 392 amino acids.